Messenger RNA from Myzus persicae (green peach aphid), 3330 nucleotides. RefSeq names its product chitinase-like protein 4. NCBI's taxonomy places the organism in Eukaryota, Metazoa, Arthropoda, Insecta, Hemiptera, Aphididae. Gene Ontology annotation, molecular function: chitinase activity; chitin binding. Gene Ontology annotation, cellular component: extracellular region. Bases 1617 to 3113 code for a protein of 498 amino acids. The transcript has 9 exons. The record is from RefSeq and is a predicted model, not a curated record. Gene Ontology annotation, biological process: chitin catabolic process; carbohydrate metabolic process.
CAUAUGCCCUGAGUGUGCUAAAAUGUAUGCUUACUACUGUUUAUUUAUUUAAAAGUUAACCAAUCAUUUACUAUCGAAUGGAUAAUCAUUAAUCUAUGCUGUGGCAUAUGUUAUGUGUACUAAUGCGCAGGCUAUAAUUUUCUUAAACUAUUCUCAAUCUCUUUCAGAAACAUAUUAAUAUACAUACAUCUAUUAUCUAUGAUAUCUUUCUAACAACUGAUGAAGAGUAAGUUGCCCAGUAGAAUAGCGAAAGUCUCAAGAAAUGUUAGAUUCCUUAUUGUACGAUAUUUAUUGAAAAAAAAAUGAAAUUGCAAACUCUGUAGAUGUGAAGGAAAUAGUGUAUUGAUGAAUUUGAAAUACUGACACCGAUACAGAGAAGAUUACAAGCUCAAUGUCUGCAGUAUAAUAUAAAAUAAAUCAAAUAGGCCUUCACUUGCAUCCACAGUGUCACCAUCUGGCCUAAAGCAUGGCGCUUUUAAAACACGUCCUCGCAGACGGUUGCUACUACGCUUGUUCCCAAGAGACACUCGCUUCAGAGUUCCAAAUGUUAUCACCACCGACGAGACUGGCAAUUUGAUUCAGAUUUCCUCAGAUCACUCUUCACCACCUUCGGAAUUAAUCACAUCCGUACAUCAUCAGUAAAAUGGCAUGAAUGCAUGAAUCACCGCUUUCGUCAAAAUGAUUGCCAAUUAUGUUGCUGGCACUACGGAGUAAGAUCAAACAGGGCAUCAAAUCCACUCUCGCGGACUGGUUUAUGGCACCAUACUCUGCCUUCCCUGUGAACUGUUCCACUCCACAACGCCUAAGCCGAUGCCUCAUGAAGUUAUAACCGUAAUUCGAAACGUAAUGGGGCAAUAUUGCUAUCUUCGGCCAGGGGCAGACUCGGUCAAUAUUUCAGGGAGGUAGGGAAUUUUUUUAAGACCAGACUGCGCUGAUCGAUUGAACCCGUUGUACUAUGCACAUGCGUAGUAGAUGAUACAGCAAAAAUUGUGUUUAACUCUAUAUUAUAUAAUAUAGUAUACAUAAUAUACUGUAACGAAAAUUGACAAGAACAAACGACCUAACACCGCCAGUCUUAUAUGCUCAGUCUAUUGUAUACUAUUAUAAGAUGUGUGCUUGCACGUCGCACUGGAAGCCUUAACCAUAGAAUAAUAUUAUAGAAUUGGCAAUCGAUCAGCUGAUCGGUUUCUUGUUUACCUAUGUUUACCUGUGUACCUAAAACCAAUAUGGAAACUCGAACAUGAUGUUAGACCCUUGUUUACCCGUAUUAAGAAAACGUUUAACUGCCACGUCGACAGGAUCGAUUUGUUUACCAUUUACUAUUUCGCACGUAUGCCAUGCCCCGUCCCUCCCCCACCAAGGAUACACGAUUCACAGUGUGUCGUAAACCUGCCUCAACGUAAGAUAAAGUAGACUGUUGCUCUCUCAUUUCAUAAUCCACCGACACGCUCGGGACCCUUCGUCUGCUGUGAAAUUUAAAAAAGUGUUUUUUCGUCCCGUUACAAAAACGUUAAUUGCGUUCGCCGGGUUGCAGAUACGAAUCUUUUUUAAUCGCCGUAUUCACGGUACACUCAGUCGAGUUUUCUUUGGUAAUAAUCACAACUGAACAUAACACUAUGGCUAGAUCAUCUUCAAGAGUCAUCACGAAAGUCUUCUUAAUUUCCGUAUGCGUAUUCGCCGUCCUUGCCCGUCCGGAAGAUGCGAAAGUGCAAAACAAACUUUCUGCGGUCAAAUCUGAGAAAUUUGCUACAACACUUCCGGCGACCACGGUAAAAAAAGUUGAUCUUCAAUUCUCCUCAAUCCAGCAAGAUGAGUCUUUUCCGAACGUCAGCGAGGACGUAGUCGACGAGGCUUUCAACGACAUGGGUUUCAUGCGAAGCGAGCCAUACAAGUGCUCUAACGGCGAAGGACUGUGCGACCCCACUGGCCAACAAAUUAAAAAUUUGAAUAUUUCCUCUCAAACCAUAAAAUAUUCACCAGACUGGACUGCUGAGAACAAAACUCGCAGCAAACGCAUGGAUAAGUUAAAUAAUUUGGCCUGUUAUUAUCUUAUGCCAAGUGAUUACACACUUGAAACCCUUUACCCUGAUGAAAUAAACCCUGCUUUAUGUACUCAUUUAAUUGUGACGGCUGCACGCGUUCAAAAUAACAGAGUUUACUUCGAGACCACAUACGAUGAAGAGAUUUUGAGACGAGCAGUGAAUUUACGUGAACAAAACCCAAAGUUAAAAGUAUUACUAUCUUUACAACAUUUUUCCGAUGGUUCACAUUCAAAUGAAGGUUUUCCUGGCGUGGUUGCAAAUAAAGAUAACUUAGACCAAUUUAUCUUUCAUGUAGUAUCAGUUGUCAAUGAAUUUUACCUGGAUGGUAUUGAUAUAAACUGGCAAUUUCCAUCAUGGCCUUUAUUAAAUUUAGAAGAAAAAUAUGGAUUUGCUAAGUUAUUAGAAACCUUACGUUACCAUCUACCUGACUCUAUUUUAACUGCAGCGGUUGCUGCUCCAAUUAGAAUAAUUAAACAAUCGUAUUUAAUGUAUCCUUUAGCAAAUUUUGUUGACUUUAUAAACGUUAUGGCAUAUGAUUAUUUUUCAUAUCGCUGGUAUUUCCAAAUAACUGGGCCAAAUUCACCUUUGUAUUCUCCACGAAAUGAAAGUGAAUACUUCCAGGAUUUAAAUAUUAAUUCUUCUAUUCAUUAUUGGAUCUCAAAUGGUAUACCUACAGAAAAGAUUUUGCUUGGCAUGCCUACACAUGGACAUUCUUAUAAAUUAAAAAAUGAAGACAAUAAUGGUUUUAAUGCACCAACUACUGGUCUUGGUAUCGGCGAGGGUGGUUAUGUAACUUUUUCAGAAUCGUGUGAGUUUAAAUCACAUCCAAAUGCUACAACCGUUUUUGACUUGGAAACUCUUACACCAUACGCAUAUCAUAAAAAUGACUGGAUAUCUUUUGAUGAUGAAAAAAGUUUAGCAUUUAAAGUAGAUUAUGCUACUACUUUAAAUUUAGGAGGUGCCAUGGUAUAUUCUUUGAACACUGAUGAUUAUAGUGGUUCAAGUCAAUGUUCGAUAACAAAAUUUCCAUUAACUUCUAUUAUACAAUUAGCAUUAAAUAAUAACGUUUAAAUAUUUAACUAAAUACUAAAUACUGCUUCAAUGAGUAUAUAAUAAUAAAUUUAUUUUAUUCAUUUAAAGUAAUUGGCAUACGUGGACAACCUUAGUUCAUUUAUUACUGUGUUAAAUUUUACUUAUAUUAUAUUCUUAUUCUUCAUAUUAAUUUAAUAAAAACCUUUUGUAUUCUAGUAAAAUUAAAGGUAAGAAUUUUAUAGAUUAGACUAUUAGA